AGCUCCCCCGCCAUUUGGCUAAACAAGUAGUGGCAAUGCUAUGCCUCACAAUGCUUCUCUCUACUACUUAGAUUUUCCCUUUAGCAUUUUCCGUAUUAAAGGGUUUUUCUUUCUUUCUUUUGGUCCUUGGGUUUUUAAAUUAAGGGAAAAAAAUAAGCAAAACAUGGGACAUGGGCAACAGCAUCAGGGAGGAGGAGGGCAGAUUGUGGAAGUGAAACUCGAGAAAAGCUGUGAAAAUAAACAAGAGAAGGGAGCAAAGGAUUCAAAUAAAGGGAAAGAAAUUGUGCUGAAAGUUUAUAUGCAUUGUGAAGGAUGUGCUGCCAAGGUUUUCCAUUGUUUGAAAGGUUUUCAAGGCGUUGAACAAGUUAAGACGGACAUGAACGGUGACAGAGUGAUUGUGAAGGGACAAAAUGCUGAUCCUUUGAAGAUUUUGGAAAGAGUUAAGAAGAAAUAUAGUAGAAAUGCUGAGCUCAUUUCUCCCAAACCAAAGCCCAAAGCCACUGAUAGAAAGCAGGCGCAAAACAAACAAGAGCCUCCAAUUAAAUUUGUUGUACUUAAAAUGUACAUGCACUGUGAAGGCUGUGCAAAUGAUAUUAAGAGAAGUAUAGAAAGAAUGAAAGGAAUCUUAAAUGUUGAACCGGAUAUGAAGAAUUCGACAGUGACUGUUAGAGGAAAUUUUGAUCCACCAAAACUUGUUGAAACCAUCACCAAACAAUUUGGAAAGCACGCAGAAAUUGUUGCUCAGGGGCCCACCGACAAGGCAAAUGGAACGGGCAAGAAGGGCAAAGAAGAAGAGAUCAGAUUCCAUUAUCCUCCACAAUAUUCCCUACAACAUAUUUAUCCCACUCAAAUUUUUAGUGAUGAAAAUAUUUUCUCAUGCUCCAUAAUGUAAACCGAAUUUCUGAUGCAUGAAUUUAUAAAUAAACUUAUAUUCUAUGAUGAAAAUCUUGUAAUCUCACAUGCUCUCUAAUCAUAUUUGA
Molecule: messenger RNA, 980 nt
Organism: Theobroma umbraticum
Lineage: Eukaryota; Viridiplantae; Streptophyta; Magnoliopsida; Malvales; Malvaceae
Product: Heavy metal transport/detoxification superfamily protein
Molecular function (GO): metal ion binding
Source: RefSeq, a predicted model, not a curated record